GAAGUCUCUCGCAUACUUCACAUAUUGGACCUCUAAUGGCGAGUCUUGACUACUGGAGCACGGUUCUGGUGGUGGUUCCGAUCGUGGGGAUUUUGGCAGCAAACCUGUUUUUCAUCCUCCGGCUCAUCAGUCGGCACCUUUCGCAGCAAAAGCUAGACAUUGGUGACCUGUUCAUGGGCCUUGGGCUGUUGUUCUGCUACGCCGUGAGCUUAUGUACUAUCGUCGCUGCAUUCAGUGGUAAAGGACAAGAUGUAUGGAGCUUGGAUGUGAGGUCCAGUACGAGCACUCGGAGGACUCUGCUAUUCUGGCUGACGCAGACCUUCUGGCCGGUCUCGCAGACGUUUGUCAAAUUAUCCAUCAUCAUGCUCCUGCGGCAGCUCGUAGGUCGAGUGCCCCGGUGGCCGGCCUUGCUCGCCCUGCUCAUUGUGUUCUCCAUCAGCUGGGGUAUCACCGCAUUCUUCGGCAACAUAUUUCAAUGCUCUCCGCCACGGUACUUCUGGCUUGAGCCUUACAUCAGAGGGUCGUGUAUGCGCGGACAGAUGACCUUCUAUAUGGUCAUUGGCUCAUUGUCGCUCCUCGAAGAUGUCAUACUCCUGGCUUUGCCGAUUUCCAUUGUAUGGAGGCUGAGGAUGGGCAUCCAGCAAAAGGUGCAGGUCACAGGUCUGUUUUGCCUUGGGGGUUUAGUCUGCAUAUUCAGUCUCCUCCGCGUGAUUGCCUUUCAUAACUAUUUGACAAAAACCGCCGCUUCUAGCGGUUCUAAAGAAGCCCUAUGGACGGUACUGGAGCUUGACCUUGCUAUAAUAUGCUCCUCUAUGGUGCUGAUGCGACCAUUGCUGGCUCGCCCAUGCUUCGGCUGGAUACACUGGAGGAGGAAUUCGUCCAGCGGAGAGAUUAAAUAAUGAUAUCCGUUUCUGGGGGUUUCACAAUAUCCACAAUGGUGAUUCUUGAAUUUAUCUUAUGAUCCACUGCGAGAAUGUCUAUAUUGAGGCUUGAGCCGGGGAUACCUCUAUGAGCAACAUUUAUAUUCCUGACGUUAACGAUAAUAAAUGUCUCAUACUGUGCCGCGAUAAUUCAGGAUCGCCUUCUGCAGUAAAGCCAACUGAUGAUCAACGCAUAGCUGACCCAGACCAAACCAGCAACAACCGAGUACGCAAUAACUGCACCAACAGGUGCAAUGGACAGUCCAAUGCCAGCCAAGCGGAAUCCGAGACCAGCAUUGAUCAUGCCAAGAGUAAUCAGAGUCCGCCCAAACCACCUAUGGAUAUAACUCGCG
Aspergillus versicolor CBS 583.65 is the source of this 1273-nucleotide messenger RNA. RefSeq lists its product as uncharacterized. The record is from RefSeq and is a predicted model, not a curated record. The transcript is spliced from 6 exons. The coding region runs from base 36 to 899 and encodes 287 amino acids. NCBI's taxonomy places the organism in Eukaryota, Fungi, Ascomycota, Eurotiomycetes, Eurotiales, Aspergillaceae.